Armigeres subalbatus is the source of this 1585-nucleotide messenger RNA. RefSeq lists its product as uncharacterized. The coding region runs from base 49 to 1524 and encodes 491 amino acids. NCBI's taxonomy places the organism in Eukaryota, Metazoa, Arthropoda, Insecta, Diptera, Culicidae. The transcript has 2 exons. The record is from RefSeq and is a predicted model, not a curated record.
UCUUAUUCAAACCUAUCGCGGGACUAGACGCGACUUAGUUUCCCAUUCAUGAUGGGACGUUUUCUGACGCUGUGUAUUGUUUUCAGUACUUAUGGGAUUGUGCGAGGAGAUUUGGGAUUGAAUCUUACAAUUCCUGGUCUUGCGAGUGGAGUUUCUGGAGCGAUCGGUCAGGGAAUGAUAAAUCUGAUCAAAGCUAAUGGAACAAUAAAAGUGGAAGCUGAAAUGGACAGUUCCGGAGCAUUAGUUCCGCUGAUCAACGUGGUUAACGAUGUUACCAGCCCACUUAACAAACUUCUAGGAGCUACCUUGGCAGGAAGUUCAAGCAAGAAGUCGAACAGUCAGGAAUUGUUUGCAGCAUUAUCUACCCACGUGAUUAAUACGAAAACAGCUAUUGACAAUGCGUUACAAGCGACGGAUGAUCUCAAAUUAACAGUGAGACCGACGCAAUAUGAUGAGAUCCGCAGCAAUGUUUCCCUAAUCCAAUCGAAUCUUCCACCGCUUCAAGAAUCAUUUACAGUGUUAAGUACCACCGUUUCAGUCGUACAGAAUUCUAAAGAACCAGUCACCACCGACAAUGUGUCAGAUUAUUUCACAGCAUCUAUUCUCAACGACUUGAUCAACCCGUUGUUGAACAUCACACGAGGAGUUGACGGACUGGCCAAAGUCGUAACUAACGUCGUGAAAGAUAAAACAGCGUCGAUGAAUGCUAUUGCUUCCAUUAACGGAACUGUUAACACUGGGCUGAGAAGCCUUGCCACAACAGUUGCCAGUUUUAACAAGUCAGUGAACGAUGCCGGUAGCUUUGUCUCUACUAACGCAAACGGUCUGUACGGAAACAUUGAACAGGUUUACACGCCAAUUACGGAACGAUCACAGAACUUCAAUGGUGGAGACGUCACCCAAGUCACUAACUAUCUCACGGAAGUGAAAGAUAACGUAGAUAAGUUCACCAGCAAUAUGUCGGAUACGUACAACCACCUCCGAGAUAACGUGACCAUUUUGCUGAACAGUCAAGUGGAUAGAGUAUCGAAGAUCAUUUUGGACACUGCAACCUACAUAACGAACACCGGCUACUCUUUCAAUAGUGAGGAUGGUGAACGUUGUGCCACCAAGUACACGGGCCAGCUGACUCAGAAUCCGCUGUUGACGAAUCGGCUGAGCGGUUGCUUGCAACCAGAGGUUAGAGGUUUCAAUGCGAUCAAUCAACUAUACCGGAUACUGCUGGACCAGACCCGUACGCUGGGCAGCUCCGUUGCGUCAACGGUUCUGGGCCGACAGUGCACUCAGGGAACGACCGAUUGUGUAGCUACGUACUUUGGAUAUCUGGGUAACCUUUCACAGCAGGUUAACGAGAAGCUGAAAGUAAACGUUCAAACUAUAGCUCGCGAAACGUUAACCAUUCAGCAUCGUAUUGGAGCAUGUACGAAGGCCAUCACCGCCGACAUAGCAGAUAAUGCUCGGUUGAUACAGAGCCGAUUCGACAGAUGUUUGAUCACGGGGAUUCGGAAGAAUAAUAGACUCUAAUAUACCAACGGCUGAGUUAGACAAUGCGACAUAACAUAGUGAAUAACUUACAUUUGUUUGG